CAUGGGUCGGCUCCUUGGCCAUGGGCAUGAUUUUUUUCUGCUCUCCCAUCGUCAGCAUCUUCACUGACCGGAUCGGCUGCAGGACCACAGCAGCCUCGGGAGCUGCCAUAGCCUUCAUCGGACUCCUCUCCAGCUCCUUCACCAAAUCUCUGGAAGUUCGUUAUUUCACAUAUGGGAUCCUCUUUGGCUGCGGCAGCUCCUUCGCCUUCCAGCCCUCGUUGGUCAUCCUUGGUCACUACUUCAAGCGCCGCCUUGGCUUGGCCAAUGGCAUCGUGGCUGGCGGCAGCUGCCUUAUCUCGGUGCCGCUCCCCUUCUUCCUGAAGAUGGUUGGGAAGGCCAUUGGGCUGGCACAUACUUUCCAAGUACUCAGUGCCUUAAUGCUCAUCCAGAUAUUCUUGGCCCUGACCUAUCGGCCCAUCUUGCUGCCUUCUUGUGACUCUCAGCACGAUGGGCAGGACAAGCUGGGCAGCCGGACCACGCGGCAGCAGUGUUGGUCCCAGACACGCAAGUAUUUCAGCUUGAGGGUUUUCCGCAGAAAGACCUAUCGGAUUUGGGCCUUUGGGAUCGCUACAGCUGUCCUGGGAUAUCUCGUACCUUACAUGAACCUGGUAAAAUAUGUGGAGAAGCGAUUUCAAGAAACCAAAAAGGACUGGAUCCUUCUGGUUUGCCUCGGAGCCAUGUCAGGGCUGGGGCGCUUGGUUGCAGGCCGCAUUGGCGACUGUAUCCCCGGGCUGAAGAAGAUUUACCUGCAGGUUGCGUCCUUCGUGCUGUUGGGCAUCCUGUGCAUGAUGAUCCCCCAGUGCCGAGGGUUUGAAGGCGUCAUUGUCAUCUGCCUCUUCCUUGGCCUUUGCGAUGGCUUCUUCACCACCAUCAUGGCCCCCAUCGCCUUUGAGCUGGUGGGGCCCAUGCAGGCAUCCCAGGCCAUAGGGUACCUCAUGGGGCUGAUGGCUGUGCCCAUGACCGCGGGUACGCCGAUAGCAGGAUACCUCAACGAUUAUUUUGGGAAUUACGACGUGGCCUUUUAUUUUGCUGGCGUCCCCCCCAUCAUCGGCGGCUUGGUGCUCUCCGUUGUCCCACUGGUCCAUCAGAAGAUGCUGAAGAAGCAGCGCCUGGAUUCGGGCAAAGACAAGAUGCUGGUGUCAGAGGCGGUGGUGAACGGGGAGCUGCUGCCGGGCUGCCCUGCCUCUGAAGCACACAUGUAG
Messenger RNA from Mesitornis unicolor (brown roatelo), 1202 nucleotides. It is a transcript of the gene SLC16A2, whose product is annotated as solute carrier family 16, member 2 (thyroid hormone transporter). The record is from RefSeq and is a predicted model, not a curated record. NCBI's taxonomy places the organism in Eukaryota, Metazoa, Chordata, Aves, Mesitornithiformes, Mesitornithidae. Gene Ontology annotation, molecular function: monocarboxylic acid transmembrane transporter activity; thyroid hormone transmembrane transporter activity. The annotation marks the transcript as partial. The transcript is spliced from 5 exons. Gene Ontology annotation, biological process: transmembrane transport.